GGUCUCCAUGGCGGCGGCGCGGUGGCCGCCGGGAGCUCCGCUGUGGUGAAGCCUUGCGGUGCUGCGCGGGAGCGCGUAAGAGCUCCCCUCCGAGCCGUCGGCCGCCAUGAGGAGGGCCGCGCCGCCGCCGUCCUUCAGCAGCUCGGAGGGCGAAGAGCCGCGCAGCCCUUCCAGCUGCUCCUUCCCCUCUUCCCGGCGCGGCUUCCGCGAGGAAGAGGAGGAGGAGGAGGAGGAGGAGAGGCCCGGUUCGCUCUCGAAUACGGCCUCCCGUUGGGGAGUGAGCAGGAAGGAUGAUGACUCUGAAAUAACAGAAGCAAAUGAGCGCUCGCCUUUGAAAGAUCAUCUUUCACCAUGGGAAGAAUGGUUCAUUGGAAAAGAGAAGGAACUACGUGCCCACUUACAAGCUAGAGCUGCAGAGGAGAUGAAUAUACGACUUGAGAAAAUGAAGGAAAAGGAAGAAUAUGAGAGAAGGAAAAGGACAGCUGAAAAGAAGCUCAGAGAAUGGAUGGAAAAAAAAAGAGAAGAGGAAAAGAGGGAAAGAGAACGAAAAUUGAGCAAAGAAAUGGCAGAGAAAGCCACAAAGGAACUAGAAAAAAUGCAGUUACAGGAAAAGGCUGAAGUGAAGUAUAAUGAAUGGUUAAAGAAGAAGAGAGCUGAAGAGUCAGAAAAGAGGAAGAAAGAGAAGGAAAAAGAAAAAGAAAGGCAGGCUGAGCUGCAAAAGAAGAAAGAGAGAGCAGAGAAGAUCUUUAAUGAAUGGCUACGUAAUGCUAGAAAUAAACCACGCCCUGUAUUAAAUGGUUAUGGCUUUCCACAUGGGAAGUCUGCAGGGCGUCCUGAUGGGAAUUCAUAUCCAGCUCCAGCAUACUGCAACCCCAUUCCUUGGAAACCAGUACACAUUCCUCCUCCAAAGGAAGAAAGUGCUCUUACCAUGAAGAACAUCUCUAAGUGAAACAAAGACUCCUCAUGCAGCUAUCAAGAAAGGCAGCAAGAUCUCAGAAGGUCACUUCCAUUACUUACUACAGUGUUCCCUUAAUCUUGUUUGUAGGUUACUGUCAUAUUCUUAAGUAUGUAAAACUGCAGGUUGCUUUUUCUAAGGCAAAAAAUUAAGCUUAAUUGUUCAUGCACUCCUGUGUAUCUAUUUAACUUGACUAUAAAAAGAGAAAUUUGGACACCACAAAAUAUGUGGAGUGUCAUAAUUAUGUAAAUUAGGAGUAUAGGGGCUUUGCAGAAAUCUCUAAUAUCAUCAGGAUGUAGAACUCUGUCUAGCUUUCUCUAUAAGCAUCUAUGCUGAAUGGGUUAUGAAACCAGUGGAUGAGUGUAUUAGUUGUCAGUCUUUUGAGCUGACCUUCCCAUGUGGAGUUUUGUGAGUAAGAAGUUGGGCAAUAUUGUAAGCUACCUGAUGUUUAUCAGUGCUCAGAUGAAGAGAUAGCAUUUUACCAUGACGUAAAUAAUGAAUUUUAGAUUAAUUGAUGAAGAUUUCUUAGGACACUGAUUUAGAGAAGCUCUGCAUUGUCAUGCUAAUAUCUUCUGUGGCAGUCUUUCUGAAAUAGCAGAUGGCCACCAGUACCAGUGAAAUAAUGCUGUAACAACUAACGAUAGCAUCUAUUUGAUGUAAAAUGGCCUAUCGUGAAUAUAGGCGUUGGUAGUAUUUGUAACAGGUUUUGUUAACAGAUUUUGACAGCAUCUCUGACUAUUCUGCUGUAACACAUAGUUGACAAGCAUUCUUUUGGCUUGUAUAGUAACAGAUAGCUACUUAAAAGAGCUUUCUACACUGAAUUAAAGAGAGUGGACCUUCAGGAUUUCAUGUCCUCACCCAAGUAGAAGAAUCUUAAACACAUAUUUGGUUCAGGAAUAUGGAUAUAUUAGUAAUAACUGAAGCCUGGUAGUUUUCUUUCAGAUGACUCGGCCAAAAUAAUUCAGCUGAAUACUUAUUGGAAUUCUAGUUUAGAGAUUUUAGAAAAUACUAAUAAACAUCUAAAGCUGUUGUUCUUUUUCUUUCUCAUCCUUAGGUGGUAUUAUUUUUUCUCCGCCAAUUUUUCUCUGGAAAGGUUUGUCCUGCCUUCAAAUAAAGCAUGCUGUUUCAUUCAGGAGAGAGAUCUGUAAGUGGACUUGUAACGCCCAAAAUACCAACUUUAAAAUGAGACCCUUGCUGUACCUCAUCCAUAGCAUCAUAAAUACUAUUCUGUCCUAAUUAGAUUACAAAUAAGGCUAAGGCAAGAUAGCUCAUGAAUGUACAUACUGGCUUUGAUUCAGUCAACAUAACGUUUUUGCUGAGCAAGGAAGAGAAGUAUUGUUUGGAUUUUUUCCAGCAGUUUAUCAACCACAAAGCCAAAUGUCCUGGCCUUGUACCCUGAUUUAAGACUGUAUCAGUCUAUUACAGAAGGCUGUAAGUUCGUGCUGUUGUGGCAGGUAAUUAGUUUAUCCCUUUCUCAGGCAUUAGAAAGAUAAGAUCUUAACACUUUGAAGCUUUAAGCAGCAUUCUGUAUUCUCUUAAAUUCUCUCCCGGAUUUCUCAACUUGUGAAAUUUCACAGUAAAAGUUGCAGGAUCUAUAAUUGCUCAUUAGAAACAACCCCAGAUCUUUUAUGUUGGUGUGCAUGCCACUGAAAUAAUAGGAGUCUCAAGCUUACCUUAUUUUCAUUCACUCGUUUUUUGUGGAUCUUUUGUUUCUAAGACUUCAUUGACCACUUCCAAAUCUAUGUGUCCUAGGAUGCACAAUUGUUUCUCACCUCAGUCUCUUAGUAACAAAUAGAAUACCACAUUCAGCCUUACUGUGAAGGAUUGUAUCUCCUACAAGACUUGUCUGUUUUUUGAAAAUUGCUGUGUAGGUGCUCCAUAGAACAGCGUGACUUCCUAGUAAUUGACAGUGGAUCCCCAGAGAUGUUUCAGGGCUGAAAGUCUACAGGCAGUAAAGUGGAUCACAGGCAGACAGAGGAGAAAAAUAUGGUUAGUAAGAGAUCACUAUUAUUGUAGAAAGCAUUGUGUUCUUAGAAAAUAGUCCCAUUAAUGUGACAUGAUAAAAGUUCCAACAUGCUGUUGGAAUUCUUGUUACUAAUUCUGCUGGGUAGCUGGAGUUUCAUAUUAACCAGAUAAUGCUUCAAAUUCUAAUAAUGACUUUGCAAGUGUCGUGUUUAAUUCUAAAAUUGAUUUCUUAACUUGCUGUUUUGGAAUCCAGUUGCAAGAGCAGUCAGUGCUCCUGUUAUCUUUUUCACAGGGAGAUUUUUGUGAGUAAAUAUGGAAGCUUCUGUGCUUUGUGGUUGUGGUCAAAAGUCAUGAAGAAGUUUUAGAUACAUGUAAAUCCAGCAAAUGCACAACUGCGUAAGAAACUGGUGGAGGUGGAAUCCUGGAAGAUAAAGUUUAGUUAAUCUUUUUGGACUCUGCAAACAGUCUGCUGUCAACAGAAAUUUGAUGCUGGAGCCCUACCAGGACUGUGCCCAGAGGGCUGGGUUUGCUGGAAGAAGCCAGAUGAUGGUUACAUGGUAAUGCAGUUUGCAUCACAGAAGUCCUAUCAUACUGGAAAAUAUAGUCAUGGAGACAUUUGGCAGAGCACAGAAAUGCGAUUGAGGCAGACUUCAGGAGCCAACUAAAGAAGUGGAAGGCUUCUGUUAAGCUGGUACUCCUGCAGAACUCAGCUUCUGGAAUGGACUGUUGCAAACCUUUGAAAGGCUGAAAGUGGAUACUCUUUUGUGAGAGUCGCAUUGUGCCAGCCCUCCAACUCUGCACGUUUGUGAAAUGAAGCUCCUGAACCAGAGAUGACAACUGAUUGACUAGUGGCAUCCUUUUUAGACCCACUCACCAGCCAGUAACGCCAGAAAGCUGUCUGAAUACCUGUUUCUUGCUUGCUGUGGAGAUGUGAUGAAGAUGCACUCCACCUCAGCUCUCUGAGAUUAGAGCACACUGGUCUUGUGAGGAAGCCAGGACAUCAUCCUGGAGGCUGCAGCUUGUGGUCUGUGAGACCCUGAGGUUUUGGACCUCCUCCUGGGGCCUCUUCUCUCCUAAGGAGCAUAAGCCCAGCAGCUCUGCAGGGGAAAUCAAGCAUUGGAAAAACAUCAGUUGGACUCCUCUGGUGUUGCACUUGAAGAUGUGGACUGGUUGCAAAGAAUCCAAUGAGAAGCGUGGAGUAUAAUAAGAGGUUUCAAAUGUGACCAAAGAGCUGCAGUGUGUGGCCUUGACACAGCCACUCCUGCCUCUCCAGGAGAGGGAGAGGGGCAUCUGCCAGCAUCUCCAAAGGGCUGCCAUGUCAACCUGCCUGUGAGGCCUCUGGAGCCCAACUGAAGGACUGCUGGGCUGUGAGCAAGCUCUUCAGUGCUUUCUAUGAAGAUCUCUUGAUGUUAAGACUGGAAAAGUGACUGCAAAAUCUCCACAAGAUGAUUCAAGCCUUGAAGCCAAGGUCACAGUCUCAUCCUGGAGCAUCACUGGAAAGCUGCACUUAAAAGAGAG
Lagopus muta (rock ptarmigan) is the source of this 4438-nucleotide messenger RNA. RefSeq names its product coiled-coil domain containing 34 (gene CCDC34). Lineage: Eukaryota; Metazoa; Chordata; Aves; Galliformes; Phasianidae. The coding region runs from base 107 to 949 and encodes 280 amino acids. The record is from RefSeq and is a predicted model, not a curated record. The transcript is spliced from 14 exons.